AUGGACUCGGAGAUCGUGUCGCCUAUUAUUGCUUUAGAAUUAUAUGAGUACACAAAACUAUACCAGAAGUCAGUCUCAGAUCCCGAAGGCUUUUGGAUGGAAAUCGCGAAUCACUUCUUCUGGAAGCGAUGGCCACAAGAAGUAGAGGUCGUGUCCUAUAAUUUCGAUGUGACUAAAGGACCCGUUUGUGUCAAAUGGUUAGAUGGAUGUCAAACCAAUAUGUCUUACAAUGUCUUGGAUUUGUGCGUCAAUAAAGGACUCGGAGAUCGUGUCGCCUAUUAUUGGGAAUCCAAUGAUGAUAAAUCACACAAACAAAUCACUUACAAUGAGUUACUGCGCGAUGUCUGCAAAUUUGCAAAUGUGUUGAAAGGGUUGGGCAUUAAAAGGGGUGAUAGAGUGGCCGUAUAUAUGUCGGUAACCAUAGAGUUGGUCACUGUUAUGCUGGCCUGCGCUCGCAUCGGUGCCAUUCACUCUGUCAUUUUCGCCGGAUUCUCGGCCGAAGCUCUGGCCGACCGUAUAAUAGACGCCAAUUGUGUAGUAUUAGUGACUUCUGACGGCGCCUUUCGGGCCAACAAAUUCAUACCAUUGAAAUCAAUCGCCGACUCAGCACUCAAUCUAUGCCAACGAAUGAAACACAAAGUGAUGGCCUGUAUUGUGAACCCACACCUGAAUCUCAAUAGAAAUAACGUAAAGGAUGUCAAUAAUAAUUGCAUUAAUGAUAAUUCAGGGAUUAAUUGGAACCCAAAUGUGGACAUCCUAUGGACUGAUGUAAUGGCAAAUGCUUGCGAUUAUUGCGAACCCGAAUGGAUGGAGGCUGAAGACCCACUGUUCAUACUUUAUACCAGUGGAAGUACGGGAAAGCCUAAAGGGAUUGUCCACACAAUCGGCGGUUAUCUCCUCUACUCUUACAUAACAUUCAAAUAUGUCUUCAAUUACACCGACGGAGACGUGUUUUUCUCGACGGCCGACUUGGGAUGGAUGGCCGCCCACACGUUCAACGUUUACGGAGCGCUCGCCAACGGGUGCUCUGUUGUGCUCUUUGAGGGCACUCCCGUCUACCCAAACCCGGGCCGACUCUGGCAUAUAAUCGAUAGACUCGGCGUUAAUAUCUUUUAUACGGCGCCGACUACUAUACGAUCCCUAAUGAGAUUUGGCGACCAAUACGUCAAACAAUACAGUCGACAGUCGCUGAAAGUGUUGGGAACUGCCGGCGAACCCAUUAAUCCCGAGGCCUGGCAGUGGUUUUGGGAUGUGGUCGGCGAUCGUCGGUGUCCUGUCGUUGACAACUACUGGCAAACAGAGACUGGGGGCCCAAUGAUUACGUGUUUACCCGGUGCUACACCUAUGAAGCCCGGAUCGGCUACCCUUCCCUUCUUCGGUGUUAUACCGGCGAUACUGGACUCCGAGGGCAGAGAACUGGAGGGCCCGGCUGUGGGACAGUUGGUGUUUAAGAAGCCUGCCAUCGCUUCCAGAAGAAGUGAUUCGCGAUUUCCAUCCAAAAGCCUUCGGGAUCUGAGACUGACUUCUGGUAUAGUUUUGUGUACUCAUCGAUGGACGAGAUGUGAGCCGUCGAGCGGUACUCUUCCGACGCAUAAUAGACACCAUCGCUGGGGUUGUCGUCGAUAG
This is a messenger RNA of Medioppia subpectinata, 1626 nucleotides long. NCBI's taxonomy places the organism in Eukaryota, Metazoa, Arthropoda, Arachnida, Sarcoptiformes, Oppiidae. The record is from the annotation of a GenBank genome assembly.